Molecule: messenger RNA, 2330 nt
Organism: Lycium ferocissimum
Lineage: Eukaryota; Viridiplantae; Streptophyta; Magnoliopsida; Solanales; Solanaceae
Product: cytochrome P450 704C1-like
Exons: 5
Coding region: 408-1955 (515 amino acids)
Molecular function (GO): monooxygenase activity; oxidoreductase activity, acting on paired donors, with incorporation or reduction of molecular oxygen; heme binding
Source: RefSeq, a predicted model, not a curated record
GACAAACAAGCGAAAACAGGAGAGGAAGUUGCAGGCCAGAUAAACCUUUUGUUAUACGUGACAGGGACAUGUUCUUUAUUCUGAUUCAAUUCAUUUUCUGUGAUGUGACUAGGAACAUUUUCCUGCUCCAACCUAGCAAGAAUCCAAAUUAAACACUCCCUCCAAGAAAACUGUUUGAUAAAUCUACUAAGAAUAAAAAGGAUCGGUGAAAGUUUCUUGGACAUAUCUUCUCUAGCAUAGACAUACCUAUAGGAUUUUCAGUACUUUUAAGGCUGAAUUUUCUACCCUAUUCAACUAGAGAGCUGUUAAGAUCCUAAAGGCAUGUGAACGAAUUUUUGAAUUAGUCUUUGCCGUGUGUGCACAUAGCUAUAAAGACGGUUGUCACCUCUCCUCUCUAGAAAAAAAGAAUGGAUGUUCUUCAUACCAUCUUCACCUGUAUAGGAACUCUCUUAGUCAUUUCUUUCACUUCUUUCUUAAUUUUUAUACUAAGGAUCUACGCUGGCAAGUCAAUCAGAAACCGAAAAUACGCACCAGUAAUAGGAACUGUGUUUCAUCAACUCUUCUACUUCAAAAGACUCUAUGACUAUCAAACAGAAGUCGCCAAGAAACUCCCUACUUCCCGACUUCUAGGUCCAGCCCAUAGUAUGAUAUACACCACUGAUUCAAGAAAUGUCGCGCACAUUCUUAAAACGAACUUUCCCAAGUAUUCUAAAGGCAAGCGUAAUCAAGAGAUAAUAAUGGAUUUGUUUGGAAAAGGGAUUUUCGCAGUGGACGGUGACAAAUGGAAGCAGCAGAGAAAGCUUGCAAGCCUUGAGUUCUCAGCUAGGGUCUUGAGAGACUUUAGCUGCGCUGUUUUCAGAAAAAGAGCAGCCAAAUUGGUCAGAAAAGUUUUUGGGUUCUCUAUCUCCAACCAAGUUUUUGAUAUGCAAGAACUGCUAAUGAGAUGCUCCCUGGAUUCAAUAUUCAAAGUUGGCUUUGGAGUUGAUCUGAACUGCCUGGAUGGAUCAGGAGGAGAUGAUAAUAAUUUCAUCAAGGCCUUUGAUGAUUCCAAUGAAUUAAUAUAUUGGCGUUAUGUUGAUUCAUUCUGGAAGCUUAAGAGAUACUUCAAUAUCGGCUCUGAAGCUCUCCUGAAAAAGAACAUCAAAUUCAUCCAUGAAUUCGUUGAUGAACUUAUUAGAACAAGGCGAAAACAGCUUGAAAUGAAACAAGAUUCUAUUGAUAAGGAGGACAUACUCUCAAGGUUUCUGGUAGAGAGCAAGAAAGAUCCAGAGAAAAUGACUGAUCAGUAUCUCAGAGAUAUUAUACUGAAUUUCAUGCUUGCUGGCAAAGAUAGUACUGCUAAUACUCUUUCAUGGUUUUUCUACAUGCUUUGCAAGAACCCCUUGAUACAAGAAAAGGUUGUUGAGGAAAUAAGAGAAAUUACUGGUGAUAACAUGAAGGAUAAGGAAAAUUUGGAAGAUUUUGUUGCAAGUAUUACAGAAGAGGUCCUUGAGAAAAUGCAUUAUCUUCAUGCGGCAUUAACAGAAACCUUGAGGCUAUACCCUGCAGUCCCAGUGGAUGGCAGGUGCGCAGAUGCAGAUGAUGUUCUUCCUGAUGGCUUUCACAUAAGAAAGGGGGACGAAGUCAAUUAUAUGUCCUAUGCAAUGGGGAGAAUGACUUAUAUUUGGGGGAAUGAUGCUGAAGAUUUCCGACCUGAAAGAUGGUUCAAAGAUGGGAGUUUCCAGCCAGAGUCACCAUUCAAAUUCAUAGCAUUUCAUGCUGGUCCACGAAUAUGUCUAGGCAAAGAUUUUGCUUAUCGGCAAAUGAAGAUUUUAGCAACGGCCCUUCUUUAUUUCUUCAGGUUCAAAUUAUCCGAUGACACGAAAGUAGUAACUUAUAGGACCAUGUUUACACUCCACAUCAAUGAAGGGCUUCCAGUUCAUGCAGUUCCAAGAAGAGGAUUAGUAGGAUGCUGAAAUGCAGAUUGCACUUUGAAUGUCAUCUUUUUUAAAUAUAAUAAGUCCAACUAUUGAUCACAACUUUGUGACUAGGAAGUGGAUGCUAGUCAUCAAGUUCUUGAUUUCUUGUUAGAAGUAUGGAAUGACUUCGUAUUAGUGAGAUGUUGUACCCUGAAUUCCGUAUUCAAAAGGUUGGCUUUUUCAGUGAACUUAAAUAACCAAGUAAGAAGUACGACUUGAAAUUAUAGCACACUGUUGUCCAAUUUAAUAUUAUUUUUCUCUCGUUAGUGGAACAUAUAGCACAUUAGAUCAUAAAGUAUUAUCCAUUGGAUCAGAUCAUGUCCUGUAAAGCAGGACGGACAAACAUGACUAUAUGGGAUGGAAACAUUUUGA